Ceratina calcarata is the source of this 2006-nucleotide messenger RNA. RefSeq names its product lysosome-associated membrane glycoprotein 1 (gene Lamp1). Bases 425 to 1597 code for a protein of 390 amino acids. Gene Ontology annotation, cellular component: lysosomal membrane; late endosome membrane; plasma membrane. The record is from RefSeq and is a predicted model, not a curated record. The transcript is spliced from 5 exons. NCBI's taxonomy places the organism in Eukaryota, Metazoa, Arthropoda, Insecta, Hymenoptera, Apidae. Gene Ontology annotation, biological process: establishment of protein localization to organelle.
GCGUGUUCGUGCCGGACGGUCGAACGAAUCCGAUAGGCUUGAACGACGUCUUGGUCGCGCUUCGUGUUCCGUGAUCCGACUGCUGGUGUCGGACCGAGAAUCAUGUGAAUCAUCCUGUUUUGUGCGCGUACGUGAUUGUCCAGAGCUUGUGUCGCGAUCGCUCGCGAUAUUUCUCCACGACUGUGAACUGUGCCCGACCCUCGUACCGUGCUACGCUCGUUUGCGUUGUGCGUCUAGUGCGUGGUGCGUACUUCCGCGCGUUUUUCUCUCCGAUCGAACGACCGUUGUCGUUCCCGUUUAAUUUCUGCUCCUCGUCCUCGUCGUCUUGGUCGUCGUCCCGUCGACGUUGCGGUUCUCGACGAUUCUUUUUCUCGUCGCUUUCCCGUUCCGUACGGCCGUCGUGCUUCGAAGUCACGGUUCCACGAUGCCGAGAUUCGUCUUCUUCCUCUGCUUGGUCGCCGCUGUUCUCGCCCUGGGUGAGGGUCGAGACGAGCCACUUUUGUCCGCCACCGAUGUGGGAUCUCUUCCUGUGGUGGAUGCGGCGGCGACGACCACGACGUUCCGACCUGACUCAGAGCGAGAUGUACCAGCCAGCACCGUCUCCGACCGGAUUGGCGUUGUCGCUACCGAGAAACCCCCGAUCACGGUUUCCCCGGACGAACCAGUCCCGGUCACGCGGGAGGAGACUGCGGUCGGUCCGACUUCCGCUUCGACUCGCGUUUCCCGCCGACCUGCUCUCCCGUCCCGGAAUGUUACUGCUACCACCGUUCGGACUCCUCUGACUGAAUCGUCUGUCACUGCUGCUGUUGCUGCUGCCGAGGAUGCGUCUCUUGCGCCCGUUCGACGAACAGACGUGCGUGCUCCCCUGAGCUCUGCCAGCUCUGCGAGUUUCGUCUCCCAUGGCCCUGGUAAAUGGGUGGUCAAUGUGACGAACCGUGUCUGUGUCGUGGUACAGAUGGCUGUGACCGUUCACGUUUCUUACACCGACGUUGACGACAAGACGUCCUCUCGAACGUUCGAGAUACCGGCUGAUAAUACGACCAGAGCCAGUGGAUUCUGUGGCGAGUCGGAACAGAAUUUGACGUUGGAAUGGCCUGCUACCAAUCUGACAGCCACCGAUGCCAACCUGACCCUGCACUUUGUCAAGAAUCAGACUGCGAACGACUACUCUCUCCGUCGUUUGGACGUUUCUUUGCCAGCGGCGGCGGUCAAUUUCCCGAAUUCGACGCUGAAUGAAACGAUCGUUCUGGUCUACGAUGCGCCGUCGUCGUCUGACUACGUGAUUGGAUUGACCGAGUCCUACAGAUGCCUCAAACGACAAACGCUCUGGCUGAAACGAAGAAUCGGUCGUGGCCUCGAUGACGUGGUGGUGAACGACCGAACGUCUGGCUACUUGACCGUGUCAGACCUACAAUUCCAGGCGUUCAAAUCUGACAAUUCGACCGUUUUUGGUUUGGCUCGAGAUUGCGCGUUUGACACACCGGACGCUGUACCGAUAGCUGUAGGCUGUGCAUUGGCAGCGUUGGUAGUCAUAGUGUUGGUCGCGUAUUUGAUUGGACGCCGACGAAAUCAGUUUCAUGGCUACCUUAGCAUGUAACUUACCGUGAUACGUUUCUUCGUUACCUUUGAUUUUCUUCCUUUGUUCAGUGAUUGGUAUUCAGAGUGGAUGAUGUCCUUUCGUUCAGCGUUCUGUCGUAUCUGCUGGUAUCCUGUGUUUUCGUCGAUUGUCUGCGAAACCUGGUUUGGCCACGUGUAUUUUCCACGCUUCCAACGGCCACGUUGUUUGUCGAUAUCGCGCGCGUACGAUGGAAGUGUAUCUUUAAAAAAUUUGUUAUUUCUUUGAUCGAAUAAAGUGAUACGAUGCGUGAUAUGAAGUAUAUAUCGUAUGAAUUACCGUUUGAAACGCAUGUAUAAAAUAUAUUGUUAUUAUUUUUUAGUAUCGCUGCUCUUAGAACGUUGCUAUCUCGAAUCGAUUAUAGUUGACGAAUAAAACAAAUUACUUUUGA